UUAAAAAAGUAUAGGGGUAUGAGACAUAAUCUGAACACAAAAAUUAAAAUGUGUCAGUCCAAAAAUAUCUUAAUUUUUCGCAAGGCUAUUUAUAAAAAUCAAUCGAUUGAUCCAGCCAGACCACGUCUUAGCUUUUAUUGAUCAAGUUCAUUUCAUUUCACAACACGUCAUAUUAUAUCAAUGUCAUUCUGGGAUAAUAAUAAGGAUUCCAUUAAGGCAGCAGGUCUAGCUACCGCUAAGGGGAUUGGUCGUGGGACCAAAGCACUUGGUAAAGGUGGUUAUCAAAUGUAUAAGAAUCGUAAUGGUUCUUCAGGUGGGACUAAUCCAAAUCCAAACGGUGCCGAUCAACCUGAUGGUGAACAACAAGGUGGAGUACCUUAUAAUGGACCUCCUUUACAGAAACCUACAGUUGAACAAUUGAAAACUUUACCUCCUCCUCCACAACGUAAUGUUGGUGCUUUUCCUCCUGGUCAAGGUAAUUAUCCUACUCCAUCCAAUCAACCUCAAUACAAUACAAAUCAACAACAGCAACAGUAUCAGCAACCUCAACAACAAUAUCAACAACAGCCUCAACAGCAACAGCCUCAACAGCAACAGUAUCAACAACAACCCCAACAACAAUUUCUGCAACAACCUCAGCAAUUUCAACCUCAACAGCCCCAACAGCCCCAACAACAGCAACAACAGUUCCAACAACCACCACAACAACAAUUUCAACCUCAGCAACCCCAACAACAACAGUUUCAACAACAACAGGCUCCGCAGUAUCAACCUCCUCAACAACAAUUCCAACAACCUCAAUAUCAACCACCCCAACAACCGCAAACACAAGCACCACCUCAAUUUCCUCAACAAAUACAACCACCUCAGCAACAACAGGGAUACGGUCAAACACCUCAAGCCCAAGCUCAGCCUGCUCAACAACAGCAACCUCAACAGUCAUUCCAAGAUCAAUUGCAAAACACACUUUCAAGUGCUAUUACUAAAGGUGUACUGAAUGGAGUACAACAAGCUGCUCACCAAGCUGUACAACAAACGUUGCAUCCCAAUGGAUCGCAGAAUUCUCAAAAUAGUUCUCAAUCACAAUUACAACAACCUCAACAAUUCCAGGAACAGCAACAGCAGCAGCCCCAGCAAUUUCAACAGCAACAACUUCCACAAUUUCAACAACAAUUUGCACCUCAACAGCCUCAACAGCAACAGUUUCCAUCUCAACAACCACAGCAACAACAACAGUUUCAACAACAGUUUCCACCUCAAACUCAGCCAGAUCGUAGUCUUCCACCCCCACCACCACGAACAAAUGUAGCACCAGUAGCUACACCAUUUCCUCCAGCUGGAACAGUUAGUAACGAUUCGAUCACUUACGAUUCACCAUAUCAUAAUCCAAAUACAGUUCCUCAAUAUGGUCAACCAGCCCAAUUUCAACAAAAUGAUCCUGUACCAACAUAUUCUGCCCAGCAGCAAUAUCCUGCUCAAGAUCAACCAUUAGAGACUACUGAAUCUGAAACCCGUCCCAAAUAUAAUUUUGGAGUUCGUGUUGAACUGAAUGAAGAAGAAGUCGUAAAGCCUAAAGUUCCACUUCCAGAUCCUACCUCAUUUGCCCCUCCUCCUGUUCAUAAGAAUAGAGGUUCAGCUGAACAUACUCCUGUUCCGGUUACACCAAAGUAUCCCGCUUUUUCAAGUUCACUGAAGGUACAACCACCAGUAGCUACUUAUACACCAACUUCUGAUCAAGCAAGUGACACGUCCGCAACUGAAUCAGAAGUAUCAACUGGUCCUGCGAAGAGUAAUUUCUUAAAUAUUGAUUUGAGUAAAGUUGGACCACCACCUCCAAAGAUUUAUCGUGCUCCAGGAUCUGAAGUGAUUCCAAAGAAGCCACUUCCACCUAGAACUGGUCCAUCUGCUGUACCUGCUCCAUUACCACCAAGAAGCACUAUUGCUGGCGAAGUCCCAACCCCUGCAGCUGUUCCAGCUCCUACGCCAGCACCAACACCAGCACCAGUUUCAGAGACGAAACCUUUAACUUCAUUCCUUCCACCACCCCAGAUUUACAGAGGUCCAGGUGAACAACUUUUAGUAAAGGAAAGUAAACCAAAUAGAGAUACUCAUAAGGGCCCACCACCAAAGCCAAAGAAGCUAUCAGCUAAAGAAGAAGAGGAAGAAGAAUCACCACCAGCACCAGCACCAAUUAGACCAACACAUGAAGAUGAGGUAAGUCAUGAGCCUGCCAUAGCAAUUACAACUACUAAGAAGGCACCACCUCCCAAGCCUGUGAAGAAAUCAUCAUUAACUGAUCGUGAAAUUCCUCCACCACCUUAUGCGGUUGAAGAUCAUCCUAAACCAGUUACUCGUACUAAUUCUUCACAACAACCAAAUUUCGCUUCUCAAAUUGCUGCCAGGUUUGCUGAAACAUCAAUAGCUGAUGAACCAAGUGAAAUUAAACCUAAAAAAGCAGCUCCACCACCAGUUAAGAAGAAGCCAAUUCAAGAGGCAGCAGAAGAAGAAAUAGUUGAUUUUAGACUGGUGUUGAAUAAACAAUUGAGACAUGGUAACGUAGGUGGUCCAAAACCAUUCACUCCAAAGCCAAAACCAGAGAUACAUCAUAAACCUGUUGAAGAAGCACCGAUACUAAUUCCAAAAGCAAAGCCAGAGAUUGCUCAUAAACCUAAACCUGAAGUCAAAGCUAAGCCUGAAAUCGGCCAUAAACCAAAACCUGCCAUACCUGUCAAACAUAAGCCAGAAAUCCCAGUGAAGGCAACUACCCCGGAAACUAUUCCUGUACCACCUCCGCCAAGAAAUUAUGUUAGAUCUCCAGCUGCUGUUCCACCUAUCGCUGCUCUUAUUGAAGCUCCAGUUCAAACUGGUCCCCCUAAUUUGAAUUUAGAAUUACAUACGGGAUGGUUCGCCAAUUUAUCAGGUCCAUUAACUUUACCAAAGGAUCUCACCGGCUUAAAUUAUUCCACCUCAUUACAGUCUUCGUCUUCUGGUUCGGUUACGAAUUAUGAACGUGGUGUGAGUUUAAGAUUAAAAGAUUUAUCAAUUCUCAAGUAUAAGAUCAAAUGGGCCAGUAAUAAUGUCAAUAAUGCAACUGUUGAAAUUACACAGUAUGAUCCAUCACCAAUCACAACUAAAAUUCCAAGUAGAGGUGGUUUAUUAACAUAUCAUCAGAAAUAUGGAGAAUACAUUGCUGGAUGGUGUGAACAUCAUUACGGUCAACAAGUUGGUUCAGGUGAAUGUUGGGAUCUUGCAAAAGAUGCUUUACUCAAAGGGUGUGGAAAGCAUGCGUUUGUAUCUACUUACUAUCAUCAUGGAUAUCCAAUUCUUGAAAUUGAAGGUGUGAAUGGAAGUGUAGCUUUGGCACUUGGCACUUCACAAUUGGAUGAAGUUAGAAGAGGUGAUAUUUUACAAUUCAAAUCAUGUAAAUUCUUUAAUGCAGCCUUGGGAAGAACCCAACAUGUUGGUGCUCCAGAUCAUACAUCAGUGGUAUUAGGUAAUACUGAUGGUAAAAUUAAAGUUGCAGAACAGAAUGUUAAUGGCGUAAGGACAGUUAUGGAUGGUGAAUACAUCCUUAAAGACUUAGUUGAAGGUAAACUUACCGUAUAUAGACCAAUUGAUGCAGAAUGGGCAGGAGACUUUUAAUUUACAAAAUUUAGAUUUCAAUUUUUUUUAAUCUUUGCAAUAUAAGAUGUAG
Messenger RNA from Scheffersomyces coipomensis, 3694 nucleotides. It is a transcript of the gene MUC1, whose product is annotated as Muc1p. The record is from RefSeq and is a predicted model, not a curated record. Bases 181 to 3642 code for a protein of 1153 amino acids. Lineage: Eukaryota; Fungi; Ascomycota; Pichiomycetes; Serinales; Debaryomycetaceae. The transcript has a single exon.